AUGCAAUGCUGUGACGUAGAACGUGCGAGUUGGAAAUAUCGCUUUGAGAGACGCAGGCGAAAAUACACUAAGGUGUUGAAGAUCAGCUAUCUCCAACAGUUUGGCUACCUGACGACGACAGGUGGUGCCGAGUCGCAGCUGACCGCGGAAGCGAUCACGAUAGCGUUGAAGCGAUUUCAGCGAAUGUUCGGCUUACCGCAGACUGGAAUGCUGGACGAACGUACGGCAGCGUUGAUGGCCAAGCCGCGAUGUGGUGUGAAAGAUGAACCGAUAAUACGAAAGCGACGACGACGAACGCUACCGUAUCCAAGAUGGAAAUCGAACAAGUUCACUUUCUUGUGA
Molecule: messenger RNA, 342 nt
Organism: Cooperia oncophora
Lineage: Eukaryota; Metazoa; Nematoda; Chromadorea; Rhabditida; Trichostrongylidae
Source: the annotation of a GenBank genome assembly